CGCCCAGCGUCGUGCUGCCGCACAGCAAUGCAUCGACAAACUAAAUAAUCGACGUCAAAAGCUGUCAAAUAUGGCGAGGGGCAGCGAGAGAGACAGAGAGCGGAUAAUUGACAUGUAAAAAUGUGAUUAGGCCUGACCGCACUGUGAUCUGCGCUUCGAGAGGCUGGGUGGACCGACACGUUCGCGGUGUCUCCCGCGAACGACGAGAUACGCGGACGACAAUCGCGAUGUCAGAAGCCUCGCCGGCGGUGCCUUCCGAGUGCCGGAAGUGAAGUGUGCGCGAGGGUGGCGGCGAGCAGGAGAGCAGCAGAUCUGGUCGCCCCGUCCCGUACGCAGCCGGGGUCGGCGAGGGAUACAGGCGAGGGGGCAUGGUACAGUAAUCCGGUGGGCAACAGACUAUGGGGGCCCAGCAGACCAAGGACAGGGUGAUCCCCGCUGGGUCCACCGUGCGACAAACGCGCAAGCAGCAAACCAGGAACCUGAAGGAUACGCGCCUCAUAGGCUCUAACAUAUUCACCGAGCACAGCGAGGCACUUUUACAAAGCAGACCGCUGCCUCACAUUCCAGCAUUGCCAGAAGGUGAUCCUCCAAGUGGUUCUAGUGUUCAAUCAAUUUCACAGCAAGCAAAUGUUCAACAACACACCAAUGUGUCUGCUAGUGGGCUUCUUGAAGCAGCAAAUAGAUGGACCAGCAAAGAAAAUCUGUUGGCACAAGAGGAAGAUGAUCCUCAAUUAUUUGUCGCUUUGUAUGAUUUUCAAGCUGGUGGGGAGAAUCAACUUAGUCUGAAAAAGGGUGAACAAGUACGUAUCCUAAGUUAUAACAAGAGCGGAGAAUGGUGCGAGGCUCACUCGAGCACCGGACAAGUAGGAUGGGUACCAUCAAACUAUGUGACACCCGUGAAUUCUUUGGAAAAACACUCUUGGUAUCAUGGGAGAAUAUCUAGGAAUGCUGCGGAAUAUCUGUUGAGUUCGGGAAUAAACGGUAGUUUUCUCGUACGGGAAUCGGAGAGUAGUCCCGGACAACGUAGUAUCUCUUUGAGAUACGAGGGUCGAGUGUAUCACUAUAGAAUCAAUGAGGACAGUGAAGGAAAGAUGUUCGUCACGACGGAGAGUAAAUUUAAUACGCUGGCUGAACUGGUGCAUCAUCAUUCGAUGCUUGCCGACGGCCUCAUCACACAACUGCUGUAUCCCGCACCAAAGCACAACAAGCCUACUGUCUUCCCGUUAAGUCCGGAGCCGGACGAAUGGGAGAUUAAUCGAACGGACAUAGUAAUGAGGCAUAAAUUAGGAGGCGGUCAAUAUGGUGAUGUAUACGAAGCAGUCUGGAAGAGAUACAAUAUGACUGUAGCGGUUAAGACGCUCAAAGAGGACACAAUGGCACUGAAGGAUUUCCUGGAGGAGGCGGCCAUCAUGAAAGAAAUGAAACAUAGAAAUUUAGUGCAGUUGCUGGGAGUGUGUACGCGCGAACCGCCGUUCUACAUCAUCACGGAAUUCAUGAGCAAAGGAAAUCUCCUUGAUUAUUUGCGAAACGAGAGUAAACAUCAGAUUAACGCCGUGGUUUUGAUGCACAUGGCUACGCAAAUCGCGAGUGGCAUGAGUUACUUAGAGAGUAGAAAUUUCAUCCAUCGCGAUCUAGCAGCCAGAAAUUGUCUGGUCGGCGAGAAUCAUCUUGUUAAAGUUGCGGAUUUUGGAUUAGCCCGUCUUAUGAGAGACGACACAUACACUGCUCAUGCCGGGGCAAAAUUUCCCAUAAAAUGGACAGCGCCGGAAGGUUUAGCAUACAAUAAAUUUUCCACAAAGUCUGAUGUGUGGGCAUUUGGUAUCCUUUUGUGGGAAAUUGCUACCUAUGGUAUGUCCCCUUAUCCUGGUGUCGAUUUGACAGACGUUUAUCAUAUGUUGGAGAAAGGCUAUCGAAUGGAGUGUCCUCCAGGCUGUCCGCCGAAAGUUUAUGAAUUGAUGCGUCAAUGUUGGCAGUGGUCAGCGUCAGAUCGGCCAACUUUCAAGGAAAUACACCAUUCAUUAGAAAAUAUGUUUCAAGAAUCGAGUAUUACCGAAGAGGUAGAGAAGCAGCUUCAAGGUGGAGGGGAAAUCCCAUUACUAUCAUAUAAAAAAUCGCAGACUGGAAGUACAGGAAAUAUACAUGGGCUUGUUCUUGUAUCCGAGCAAUUAUCUUCUUCUGGCAUAACACAAGAAGGAGUUGGUUCGGUUACCAAGCUGAGUACUUUUAUGGGUGGCUUGUCGAGUAGGAGUAAUAGUAAUAUAGUUCAAAUGCGAAGAUCGACCAAUAAGAAGGGAAAACAAGCGCCGGCGCCUCCCAAGCGAACAAGCCUGCUAUCAUCGUGCAGUUCUUUCCGAGAUUCCGCCUACCAAGAGCAAGAUCAGCAAAAUGUCGAAGUGAGCACUAUGACGCUUGACGAUGGCACAGAUCUAAAUGGUAUUGAUAAGAUUUUUGAAGGUAUCACACGUGAUCUCGUGACAAUGGCUACACAGUCAAUUACUACAGGAGGUUGCGAUAUGGACGACGACGGAGAUGGGUCGCAAGGGACAGCAGAACAUAACUUUGUUCCUCAACCGUCAACUUCGCCGGAACCAGUAUCCAACUUACCGUGCAAUCAGAAACAAAUUAAAUCUCGACCUUACACAUCUAAGGAGGUACUAUCUCAGAAGCUGGUACACGUGGGUGCGCUGGAGGUGCAAAAUGUUAAGAGAGCGAUCAAUCGUUACGGUACAUUGCCAAAAGGCGCUAGAAUCGGGGCGUACUUGGAAUCUCUGCGACAAAGUGGUAUGCCGUCGAAUCAGGAGAGUGUUUCAACCGCUACGUCUUCUUUGUCCACCGCGAUCGUAGAACAGCAGCAGGACAUCGUCGCGAGCGCCAUGAUUGAUACGGUCUCGCAACAUCGUUCGCUCUCGCCUCGCCAGAACAAUCUGCGUGGUCAACCGCAGAUGACGCGCAGCAACUCCUCGAGCGGAGUGGUGAACACCUAUCAACCGCCGAAUUCACCGCGCAGCCGUGCUGUAGGUGUUCGGAAGACCAACGCGGAGGGAAUCGGUCUGCGGACCUUCCGCGCGCCGAACAACUCCAGUUUUCGUACCGCCAGUCCGUCAAGAUCGAUCCAACCGACUCUGGCUGAUCUGGAGUUCCCGCCGCCGCCGUUGGAUUUGCCACCACCUCCAGACGAGAUCUUUGGUGAACAGUGCGAUCUACUGCCAUCCGCGACUACGGCGUCGCCGUGUGCCGAGAGUUCCUCGUCUCAUACAAAAAUCGCGAGUUCGCCAGUCGGUCUCAGGAAGUUGAAAGCGGAAUGGCGGAGUAAAGAUGAAAUGAUAAACGAUCACGAUCAGGACGAUAGGAAUAACGAUGUGAGGAACGCCGAACCGUCGGUAAAGGAGGCUAGUUCGCGAUUCGGUGUGAACUUACGACGCCGAGAGACCACUUCCUCUACUUCUGGCGAUGCGCAUUGCGGCGGUAGAUCCGCAGACGAGAAGAAGUUGAUUUACAAACCGAAGGAGACGACAAGUGGCGGCGCAAUGAAAGCGGAAUCGAUGGACGUAAUCGGAAUCGCGGCUCCCGAGGAAGCACCACCCCCACCCCCGCCUCCGUUGCCCCCAAUCGGCAGCGCGGUAAGCGCUACCGGUACAUCUUUGGACACCUUCGAAUCCAAACCAGGCAUGAAAGAGAUGCUGGAACUUAAGCUGAUCAACGAGAUUAAGCAGAGCGCAGAUAUGAAACAAGGUAGUAGUAGCAGUUCUGCGAAGAAGAUCGGCAGCAACGUUAGUAGCAGCGGGCUUCCGUCAGCGCCGCUUGAUCCAGCGUCGCAGCUUCUGUCCGAGUUGUGCGCCAGUUUUAGCAUGGAUUCUACCAACAAGCAACAUAUUGUUCCGAGUGAAUACGCGAUUGCAAUGUUGAAGAACAACGAUGUGUCCGGAAACAUUCAGGAGCACAUUCACGUAAAUACGCAAAGUAGUAUAUUCCCUGAGAAGAACAAUACUCACAAAGAGAUCCCGAUGAUAACUUCGCCGAUCACCGAGGGCCAUAUAUUAAGCGCGACUAGCGUAGGUUUCAAAUUGAAGAGGGUGGAUAAGAGAAGUAAUCCGCAGAAGGAAGAAAAUCCGGAUAAUCAGAUAAUCGAUUUUAAAGCUCGGUUGCGGAAGGUGGACAACGUUGAUAAGGAAAAAGCCGCGGCGGAAGAGAGGGGCAAAUCGUCGCGUUUCGAUGACAACGCACAGGGGAGUAAUGUCGUAGAUUCGGCGGAUUCAUCGUCUGGCGUGGAUGAUGCAAACGACGAUAAGCGCCGCAGCACCGGAAGUAUUAGUAGCCUAAAAAAAUUGUGGGAGAAUAAGGAGGCUUCUUGUGAUAACCAACCACUUAGUCCUAAAUUAAAUGUGAGAGGGGCGAGUAGCAAGCAGGACGACAUUGCGAACGAAGAUUCGCCGGAGGAUCAUAGCAACGCCUCGACCAGGAGCUCAACCAGCAAGGGCGACUCGCGAAUAUGGCCUCCAACGUCAUCGUCCUCAGAGAUGGAGAAACCGAUUGUGCCGGCCAAACCGUUAAAACCACUUGGACCAUCCAGUAAACACUUUGGUUCCUCGAUAUACGCCACACCAAACUGCAACAAGUCAUCGUCCCAAGGCAUUGAUGAUGACGGUGGCGGUAAACAGACUGGUGGUGAAUCGAAAGGGGCAAAGCAUAGCGUGAUGGAGAUCUCGAAUGUCAUCGAGAACAGUAUUCUUAACUUGAAAGGCAGCCCCACCAUUGUCAUGGCCAGUUGGUUGCAGCUGUCCGAUAAAGUCGGCCUGUUGCACGGUAUGUGCGUCAAUCUGACUGACACGGCAAUCGCGCCGCACGCGAGGUUCCAAUUCCGCGACCUACUCACUCGACUCGAACUACAAGCGAGGCAAUUACGGGCCGCCGGCACGCGCAACAUCACUGAGAACACGAGACUCUUGUGCGAUGUGCAGAACACGAUAAAAGACGUAAUAAACACGGUGCAGAGGUAAAGCUGCACACGAAUCGCCGGCGGAUUAAAAAAUCAAAACGAGCAUCUCCUCCUGCGAACAUUUCCCUCCGUCAUUCUCCCGUUCCUGUCGUGGUGUUUCUCGUUGAAUCGUAGAAUUCAUCAUUCUCCUCACUCUUCUAUCUCUUUCUCUUUCUAUCUUUAUCUCAUCGGAUCCGUGGGCGUAUAGAGUAUACAUAAAUUUAUAUAAAUAUAUAUCUAAGUCACACACACACGCAUACACUAAGUAAGGUUUUAUCAAAGAUUGAGGUCCUUUUUUGGAAACAUAGCAAUUAAUUUCCGAGCGAAUAUAUAAGAAUGAGCUAGUGUGAAUAAGUUAAUCGAUAAUACGAUUUCGCGAUCGUUAGAGGGAGGAGAGGGGAUUAAUCCAAAGUUGCACAAGUCAAAUGAUCGCCGGUAUAUCUCCCGACACGCAGAGGCAACAUACAAUUCAGACGGAAUUUUGCGCGUAGCAAACUAAGUUCGUAUACAUUUACAAUUCCGCCUGUGUAUAUCAUUCGUAUUUUUUGGAAGAUCUUUGGGAGAUCACACUACUAUCGUGUGUGCUCACCAGGCCUGGCAGAAAAAUACGGCCUUAAGACAAAAAAAAAAAAAA
Messenger RNA from Formica exsecta, 5609 nucleotides. It is a transcript of the gene Abl, whose product is annotated as tyrosine-protein kinase Abl. Gene Ontology annotation, biological process: protein phosphorylation. Gene Ontology annotation, molecular function: non-membrane spanning protein tyrosine kinase activity; protein binding; ATP binding. Lineage: Eukaryota; Metazoa; Arthropoda; Insecta; Hymenoptera; Formicidae. The transcript is spliced from 10 exons. The coding region runs from base 399 to 4997 and encodes 1532 amino acids. The record is from RefSeq and is a predicted model, not a curated record.